ACCAGUUCCACGAAGUAAAAACAAAAAUUUCGACUAAAUUUCACCAGCCAAAGCCACUGUCGAGUUGAUGUUUAGUCGAUACAGUUCAUUAUUGAAAAGAAAAUUACCCAGACUAGUUUAUUUUAUAAAGAUGGAGAAUUGUAGUGGAAAGGCUAUCCGACAGCAAUUUAUAGAUUUUUUUGUUGAGAAAUAUCAACACACCUUCGUCCCAUCAUCUUCUACUAUUCCUCACGAGGAUCCCACAUUGCUGUUUGCCAAUGCUGGAAUGAACCAGUUUAAAGCUUGCUUCCUUGGUACAGUGGAUCCAAAGAGUGAUUUCGCCAAAUUGACACGUGCUGUAAACUCACAGAAAUGCAUCCGUGCUGGAGGUAAGCAUAAUGAUCUGGACGAUGUUGGGAAAGACGUAUACCAUCACACUUUCUUUGAAAUGCUGGGGAACUGGUCAUUUGGUGAUUUUUUCAAGAAAGAAAUAAUUACAUGGUCUUGGGAGCUAUUGACCAAAGUUUGGGGCUUGGAUGAAGAUCGUCUUUAUGCAACAUAUUUUGGUGGUGCAGAUGGUGUUCCUGCUGAUGAAGAAGCUCGACAAUAUUGGAUAGAUGUUGGAUUACCUCCGGAAAGAGUGCUUCCAUUUGACAUGAAAGAUAAUUUUUGGGAAAUGGGUGAGACAGGUCCAUGUGGUCCUUGUUCUGAAAUCCAUUACGAUCGUAUUGGUGGAAGAAAUGCUUCACAUCUAGUUAACAUGGAUGUUCCAGAAGUUUUAGAAAUCUGGAAUUUGGUUUUCAUGCAGUUUAAUAGGGAACAAGAUGGCAAGUUAAUUCCACUACCAAAACAGCAUGUAGAUACUGGAAUGGGGCUUGAACGUGUGGUGUCCGUUUUGCAAAAGAAAAUGUCAAACUAUGAUACAGAUUUGUUUACUUCCUACUUCAAAGUCAUUCAAGAGGGUACCGGUACAAGGCCGUACACUGGAUUGGUAGGUGCAGAAGACAAAGAUGGGAUCGAUAUGGCAUACCGUGUCAUUGCAGAUCAUAUACGUACUUUAACAGUUGCUUUAUCUGAUGGUGGAAGGCCUGAUAAUGCUGGCAGAGGGUAUGUCCUACGACGUAUUUUACGACGAGGUGUACGUUAUGGAACCGAAAAACUCAACUUCAAGCCUAGUUUCUUUGCCUCUCUAGUUGACGUAGUAUGUGAAACUCUGGGUGAAGCUUUCCCAAACAUUUUGAAAGAUCCCCAAACGGUUAAAGAUAUCAUAAAUGAGGAGGAACAGCAAUUCUUGAAAACGUUGACGCGUGGACGAAGGUUAUUUAAUCGAGCUGCUGACAAAGCUAAUAAUGGUCAAAUAGAUGGUCAGGUUGCUUGGAGGUUGUAUGAUACGUACGGCUUUCCUGUUGAUUUAACAGUACUCAUGGCUGAAGAAAGAAAUCUAAUCGUAGAUAUGAAAUCAUAUGAAGAAUCCAAAUUAAAAGCACAGGAAAUGGCUCGUGCGAAAGGCUCAGGUCAAGAAGACUUGUGCUCCUUAGAUGUUCACGCAUUAGACGAGUUAAAAACGAAAGGCUUUGCACAGACAGACGAGUCUUCGAAAUAUAUUUACACGAAAGAUGCCGAUGGAAAUUAUGUCUUCAAUUCCAUCACUGCGACUGUCACUGCACUUCGUAUGAAUAAGCAAUUUGUUGAUGAAGUUCCUGGAGGGAACCGAUGUGGAGUUUUGCUUGACAAAUCAUGUUUUUAUGCCGAACAAGGUGGACAGUUAUACGAUACUGGAUAUAUUAAUAAGGAAAGCGAAGAGGAUGUGGAAUUUAGCGUAGAAGACGUUCAAGUGCAUGGUGGAUAUGUGAUUCACGUGGGAAAGUUGGAAGGGACCUUGAAAGUUGGUGAUAAAGUAAAGUGUAAUAUUGACGAGCAACGAAGAAGAACGAUGAUGAACAACCAUACGGGGACACACAUGCUGAACUUCGCACUACGUAAGGUGUUGGGAGAUGCCGAUCAAAGAGGAUCUCUAGUAGCACCAGAUAAAUUGAGAUUUGAUUUCACUGCUAAGGGAGCUUUAACGACCGAACAGGUGAAGAGCACAGAAGAAAUUACAAGAGAGAUAGUGAGAAAGAAACAAGAUGUCCACGCGACUGUGAGCCCGUUGGCUGUGGCGAAAGAUAUUCAAGGCUUACGAGCUAUCUUUGAUGAGGUGUACCCCGAUCCAGUUCGUGUUAUAUCAAUUGGUUAUUCUCUGAAAGACUUGCAAGAAGAUCCACAAGCUGGUCAUAAGACAUCUAUAGAGUUUUGCGGUGGAACACAUUUAAAGAACACCGGUGACAUGCUGGAUUUUACUAUCAUUUCUGAAGAAGCCAUCUCUAAAGGAAUUCGUCGUAUCGUUGGUAUUACUGGUCAUGAUGCUGAAAAGGCGCAUAAAAAAGCAGAAGUGCUUGAAGAUAGCUUGCAACAACUGAAGAACGCGAUCGAGGUGCACAAGAACAACAACACACUGAGCAUGAAGAAGAUGACUCAGCAAAUAGCUCGAUUAACAGAUGAGAUAUCAGAGUCGAUCAUUCCUGCAUGGCGAAAAGACGAGUUGCGUGAAGACUUGAAGAAAGUAAAGAAAGGAUUAGAUGAUGCCGAUCGUGCUGCGAAAGCUGCAAGACUACAACGUAUCAUAGAAGAGACUGUCGAAAUAGCGAAGACUGCGCAUGAUAAAAGUUUUAUUGUGCAAAGGGUUGAAGAUGGAUGCCAGGCGAAGGCUCUAGACGCAACGUUGAAGCAAGUGAAAACCGCGGCUCCUCACUUGGCCGCCAUGUUGUUUUCCGUUGACAAGGACGCUAACAAAGUGUUGUGUUUGUGUCAAGUACCCAAGGAUGUCGUGGCGUCAAAAGGACUAAAGGCCGACGAAUGGGUUAAGAAUAUCUCUGGCGUUAUUAAUGGCAAAGGUGGUGGUAAACCGCUUUCUGCUCAGGGGUCUGGUGACAAUUUAAAUGACGUAGAGAAGGCGGUUGAAAUGUCGAAACAAUUUGCUACGUUAAAAUUAUCGUAGAAUUUUUUUUUUGUGAUAGAAAUGUUUUUUUAUUUACUAUAUUUCUGAAAUUUUAGAAAAAGAAGUGUAGUCUAUUUAUUAAAUGGAUAUUAUUUUCAAA
Molecule: messenger RNA, 3116 nt
Organism: Hydractinia symbiolongicarpus
Lineage: Eukaryota; Metazoa; Cnidaria; Hydrozoa; Anthoathecata; Hydractiniidae
Product: alanine--tRNA ligase, cytoplasmic-like
Exons: 21
Coding region: 68-3016 (982 amino acids)
Biological process (GO): tRNA modification; alanyl-tRNA aminoacylation
Cellular component (GO): mitochondrion; cytoplasm
Molecular function (GO): aminoacyl-tRNA deacylase activity; ATP binding; amino acid binding
Source: RefSeq, a predicted model, not a curated record